Molecule: messenger RNA, 1554 nt
Organism: Triticum turgidum subsp. durum (durum wheat)
Lineage: Eukaryota; Viridiplantae; Streptophyta; Magnoliopsida; Poales; Poaceae
Source: the annotation of a GenBank genome assembly
AUGCCGCAAGCCGCCACCCAAGAGGGAGAGGCGUCGGGGUCCGGACCAACCCUCGUGCUCCGCCGCGGCCGGAGCUCCACCGUCUCAGCAACACCCACGACGACCACCCGGUCGAUGGCCCUGGUGCGUGCGCGGCGGAAGCCCCCGGGCUCCCAAUCGCCACAGGAACCACCCGUGCGGUCCCCGACAAGUAAGAGAAAGAGGGGGGCGGCUGCCAACCAGGAAUCGAAGGAACGGACAAGGACCAGGGAUGAGGAGGAGGAGGAGGAAGAGGAUGGGGUCUCAUCUGCAGGCAGCUCCCCAAUUCGCGCGCCGCAGAUUCCGGAUGCGUUAUAUGAAGAUCUGGAUAUGCUUAAGGCCAUUCAAGAUAUACACGAUGCAUACGAUGAAAAAUUAGGUCGCCAAAUGGAACUGCCGACUCUUUAUCUGCACACGUGUAAACCGCCCACAUGCUUGAGUACUAAUCCUAAGCUUCUUCGUGUCCGCGAAUCCACAACAAAGACAGUGCUUGCUGCUGCUCCAUCAGUUAUUGGACUUUCAUCUUCUGUUGGUCGUCAUUCGCUAACACGAUGCUCUGGAUUUUGGGUUGAUUGGGAUGAGGAGAACAAAAAAGGUACUGUUUUGACUACUGCACAUCUGAUUCGCACGAAGUCCCCAUCCUCAAAUGACUGGCUAGGUAAAGAUGAGUAUGCUCCCAAGGCCAAGGUUUUUGUUCACUUUCGGGAUGCCACUACUGAGAAGGCCACCAUGCUGUACUACGAGAAGCACUACAAUCUUGCUAUGUUUGAGGUUAGAGUAGAUGAACCUGUCCAGUUGCUCUCCUUCAAUGAUGACGUGAAAAGUGCUGAAGAAGUGUUUGAACUCGGAAGAGAUGAAAGUUCAUUUCUAACGAUAGGUCAUGGUAUGGUGCAAUAUCUGAAUCCCAACCUGCUUGAACGGCAUCACUAUCUGUAUGUUCAUGGCACAGAUGAGCAUCCUAAGUAUGACAAUGGAGGGCCAGUUAUUGACUUUGAUGGCAAGAUUGUGGGAAUGCUAUACAUGUAUGUGUCGCUUUUGCAUGCAUGCAUGAGCAUACAUUGUGGAUUGCGCAAAAGAGGUACCGAGAACAAGCAAAUACUGCGCAUGUCUCGACCCCACCUUGGAUUGAAGUUUUCUGCAAUCAAGCUUUUAGAUCCUCCUCUUAUCGAGCAAAUAUUGGUCAAGUGUAGCAUUGAUAGUGGUCUUAUUGUUCAAGAGGUGUCCGAAGGAUCUCCCGCUGAGAAACUUGGAUUUCGAGUGGGUGAUGUCAUUGAAUGCUUAAAUGGAAAACACGUCUCUACCACCGUUGAGCUAGAGAACAUGUUGCUGAGUAAGUAUGUGGAAGGAUCAAGUGGCCUUAAUUCUGAGGUGGAUAUUGAGGUUUGGGUAUUUCAUAUGCGCAGAAGUCUUUGGAGAAGUAAAACAUUAACUGUAAAAGUAUCUGAUGACGCAGAAGUCAUUGUGAGAGGAGGUAUGCAUCCUUCGCCAACCAAGUUCCUUCGUUUUGUAGUGGGAAAUUCACAUUUGUGGCACUAA